Diaporthe amygdali is the source of this 828-nucleotide messenger RNA. RefSeq names its product naphase-promoting complex subunit 10. The transcript is spliced from 2 exons. Gene Ontology annotation, biological process: protein K11-linked ubiquitination; anaphase-promoting complex-dependent catabolic process. The record is from RefSeq and is a predicted model, not a curated record. Gene Ontology annotation, cellular component: anaphase-promoting complex. The coding region runs from base 1 to 828 and encodes 275 amino acids. Lineage: Eukaryota; Fungi; Ascomycota; Sordariomycetes; Diaporthales; Diaporthaceae.
AUGGAAGAGUUUGGUGACCCAACUGCCUUCGAGGCAGACCCUGACGUCGAUCUGGACGAGGACAUGGACCAGGAUGCCCUAGAGCUGGGCGAUUAUGAGGCCGACGGCGGCGAGGAGGAACUGGACGAGCACGAUGUUGACGACGCUGGCGCCGGCCUCCAUUUUGACCCCAUAGCACUGGGCCUCAAGGAGAUCAACAAUCUUGCUCGCUGCCGCGUCAGCACCUUCAAGCCCGGGAACGGCGUCAAGGAGCUCCUGGACGAUGACCUCGGCCAGUACUGGCAAUCUGACGGCGUGCAGCCUCAUCUCAUGACCAUGAAGUUCACCCGCCAAGUCGAGAUUCGCGCCCUCCGCUUUUUCGUCGACUUCACCCAGGACGAAUCUUAUACGCCCACCAAGAUCCUCUGGUACGCCGGCACAUCGGAGCACAACCUCAUCCAAUUUGCCACCUCAACCCUCUCCAACCCGUCCGGUUGGCAGGAGGUCAGCAUCACCGGAUGCGGCGGCGGCGACGACUCCAACUCCCUAUGCUGCUUCGUCCUCCAGGUGCAGGUCAUGGAGAACCACCAGAACGGCAAGGACACGCACAUCCGCGCCGUCAAGGUCUAUGGCUUUGACGACCAGCUGAGGGCGGCAGGCGCCACCGGCAUCCCGGCCAAGGAGGACGAGAAGGUGUUCAAGGUCGAUGAGAACAAAGCAGGCGAUGAGGCAGAGCAGGAGCUGCUGGAACAUCUGAGGCUCAGAGAGAUUGGCAGGAGCUUCGAGCCGGGUGAUCCAAGCGGGAUUGCGUCGACGCUGGAUUUCAUGGAAGAUCCGGUUCUUCGGUGA